Molecule: messenger RNA, 3678 nt
Organism: Oncorhynchus gorbuscha (pink salmon)
Lineage: Eukaryota; Metazoa; Chordata; Actinopteri; Salmoniformes; Salmonidae
Product: E3 ubiquitin/ISG15 ligase TRIM25-like
Exons: 7
Coding region: 847-2277 (476 amino acids)
Molecular function (GO): protein binding
Source: RefSeq, a predicted model, not a curated record
CCGGCAAACGUCAGAUCCAUUUAGGCCUAUAGAUGACUUCUCAUUUCUAUUUUUGGCUCUUAGCCUGACUACUUAUCAUGUUUUCCAGGAUGUAAGGGACAAAUCAGGGCUUCGCGCUAUACAUGCAUGACAACGGCAAGGACGCUAACGAACUAUUGUAGACAGACGGGUUGCCUGCCACAAUGUUACCAAUGGGCAGAUUCGAUUAUGCUGAACCGCGGGGCAUCGGGCAUAACCCCGUCACGUCAUUGGGCGAAAGCGGGGAGGGAGGUGCUCUCUACUCGAAUUGAAUAGUAAUCUGCACCAGUCGGUCAUUUUGGCAACAAGGCAUCGUCCACAAACAUGAAAAUAUUAUCCAUAAAAUGUUAGAAUUUUCUAACGUGUUCAUUGGGAUGGCAUGCACAUAACACGUUUUUAUCAAAAGCAAUAUUUUUUUCCAUGAGUAAACACAGAAUCCUAGUUAUUAGCUACUAUAAGUGCUGAAUUAGGUCUACGUUAAUUUUGUUUUGAGACGAUUUCGCCCUGGCCUUUGAACGGGGCACCUGGUUCACGCCCGGGAGGCAGCCCGGUUCCAAAUCGAAUGCAAUGAACUUUCAGCCGAAGCGAAACACGCCUACACAGGCGCCCGGACGGGAUGAAUCGAACCCCUCAAUGUUCCGGUAUAGCGGACACGUCUGGGAUUUCCGAGAUUACCCACGACCCAACCCAAACAGGAAGUGUAAACACUUCUCACGUAACAGCAGCGCAUGUGAUAGCCCUUCUCUUCGACUCCUCAGCAUUCACCACUUGGGACUCUGAUACUGUUUUGCUCAGUUGGUUGGUGUGUGCACCAGAAUACUCGAGGCCAUGGACUCGAUCAGUUGUUCGAUCUGCCUGGAUCUACUGAAGGAUCCAGUGACUAUUCCCUGUGGACACAGCUACUGUAAAGGCUGUAUCAAGGGAUAUUGGAGUCUUGAUGACCAAAAGGGAAUUCACAGCUGCCCCCAGUGCCGACAGACCUUCACCCCAAGACCUGCUCUGAACAGAAACAUUCUGCUGGCUGAGUUGGUAGAGAAAUUGAAGACAGAUUUCAAAACGGUUCCCUCUGCUUCUUGUUUCUCUGGACCUGAAGAUGUGAAAUGUGAUCGUGAUGACUCAGCCGCAGAGAGGACGGAGAAACAGGGGCAGCUGAGGGAGAAACGGCAGCAAGUCGGGCUGAGAAUCUGUGUGAGAGAGAAGGAGAUGCAGGACAUAAGACAGGCGGUGAUGUCCCUUUCACUUUCAGCACAGGCAGCAGUGGAGCACUGUGAGCUGGUCUUUGCUGAGCUGAUCCGCUCCAUUGAGAGAAGGCGCUGUGAGGUGAAGGAGCUGAUCAGUGCCCACCAGAGGGCGUCAGUAAGCCAGGCUGAAGGACUCCUGGUGCGAAUGGAGCAGGAGAUAGCUGAGCUGAAGAGGAGAGACAAGGAGCUGGAGCAGCUCGCACAAACAGAGGAUAACAUUCAUUUCCUCAAGACUUUCCAGUCUCUUUGUGUGGCUCCUGGAUCUGAGCUCUUACCCUAUAUCACUGCCAACCAGCACUUCUCCUUUGAAGAAGUGAAGAGCUCCAUCUCUGGAAUGAUGGAGCGACUGGAGGAUGUAUUGAAGGAGGAAAUGGUCCAGAUACCUGGAAAAGUAACGGCUGUCUCCGAAGUCUAUGUCCUCAGCCCAAGACCAGAAUUAAUGGCUGCUGCUGAAGUACAUUUCCAUCAUGAGCCCAAGACCAGAGUGGAGUUCUUGGAGAACUACUGCCAUCUCACGUUGGAUCCCAACUCAGCGUAUCAACACCUGCGUCUGUCUGAGUGCAAUAGAGAAGUGUCAUGGAGUGACAAGGCUCUGUCUUAUUCUGACCACCCAGACAGAUUCACAGACCACUACCAGGUGUUGUGUAAAGAGGAUCUGUCUGGAACCCGCUACUGUGAGGUGGAUAGGAGGGGGGAGUGUGAGGUAGCCAUCACAUACAGAAGCAUCAGCAGGAAGGGCGGAUUGGAAUGUUGCUUUGGUUCCAAUGAUCAGUCCUGGAGUUUGGUGUGUCGCAACUCGAGUUGUUCCUAUUGGCACAAUAAGAAUAGGACUGAUAUCCCUGUCCCCUGCUCCACCAGAGUAGGAGUGUAUCUGGACAGCAGGGCAGGGACUCUGGCCUUCUACAGCGUCUCAGAUACAAUGACCCUCCUCCACAGAGUCCAGACCACAUUCACUGAGGACCUCUGUGCUGGGUUUUGGGUUGGUCCUGGUUGUGGAUCAUCUGUGGCUCUGUGUUGACUGAACGUCAUAGAAUCAAGUGUAUUUCAAGUCAAAUUGUAUUCGUCAAAUGCGCCGAAUACAACAGGUGUAGGCUUUACCGUGCUUACUUACGAGCCCUUUCCCAACAAAACGGAGUUAAACAGUAGGGGGAAAAAUUAAGGAAACAGUAACACAAUAAAAUGACGAGGCUAUAUACAAGUUGUACCUGUACUGACUCAAUGUGCAGGGGUACGAGGUAAUAUGUACAUGUAGGUAAGGGUAAAAGUGACUAGGCAAUCAGGAUGGAUAAUAAACAGAGUAGCAGCAGUGUAUGCGAAGAGUGUGAACGUGUGUCUGUGUCAGUGUAGUAUGUGUGAGUGUAUAGAGCCAGUGCUCUAUGCACAAGGGGGUCAAUGAAAAUAGUCCGGGUAGACAUUUGAUUAAUUGUUCAGUGGUCCUAUGGCUUCGGGGUAGAAGCUGUUCAGGUGCCCUUUGGUCUCAGACUUGGCACCCCUGUACCUCUUGUUGUGUGGUAGCAGAGAGAACAGUCUAUGACAUGGGUGGCUGGAGUCUUUGAAAAAUGUUUAGGGCCUUCCUCUGACACCGCCUGGUAUAGAGGUCCUGGAUGGCAGGGAGCUUGGCCCCAGUGACAAAUAGGAAGGAAAUAUAAGACCGAUCACUUGGGAAAGUUGGAGAAAGUUGAUUUGCUUAAAAUCGUGACCUGGAUGAAGGGAGUUGACACUUAAUUUAGGAGUCCUGCUGCGAAGCCGCUCUUUAUCUACAAUGUUUGAUUCCAGCUCUACUAAUGGGGGAGGCGUGGGGCCAUUGUUUUAAAGAUUACAAUAAUAAAUUAAAUAAAUCAUUUCUGUUUGUAGUAUCAUUUCUAACUUGAUAAAAUAAAGAACAAAACGAAGUUCCUGAGAGGGGGGGGUUAGAGUUAGUAUUGGGGAGUUGUUGUUUUGUUACGUGAGAAUAAACAGGAGAUGGAAUUUGGGUGAUUGAUGUGGUGGAACAGCUCUAGAUCCACUUACACUGUUGUGGUGCUUCCCCUUGACCUUGUUCCAUCCUCUGUGUUUUUGUCUGGGUUUGGUUCAGUCAAUGAAUCAAAUGUAUUUAUAAAGCCCUUUUUACAUCAGCAGAUGUCACAAAGUGCUGUACAGAAACCCAGCCUAAAACCCCUAACAACAAGCAAUGCAGAUGUAGAAGCACCUUGAUCUUGUCAAUUGACUCUCUUUUUAAAUGACAUGGAAUGCUUUUUGAUAAAGGACAGGAUUUAGUUAGACUUUUUACUGAGAAUAAUACAUUUUAAUUUCUUACACCUCUGACCUGGAGGAAAAUAAAAUGCAUCCCAACUUGCAACCUGCCUAUUUAAAACAAAACAUAUAUUUUAUUUUAUCCAAUUGAGUAAUGUUGACAUUUGUGACCAUUUAACCAUGUACA